CCGGUGGGACAGCCCCCACCCCCAUGGGCGAUGGCACCCAGGCCUGGCCCUUGGGGGUGGGAGGCAGGAUGCAGCAGCCUCCGCGACGCCCUCCCCACCGGCGUCUGACCCGAGCCAGCUGAGGAUGAGCUCUGCUCGCCGGGACCCGCUAGCCCCCGGGCCGGCGGAGAUGUGUAGGCAGCGACCCCUCCCAGAGCAGGCUCGCUCCCGCGGCCUCCCGCUGGGGCCACCCUGGCCGCGAGCCCGCCGGGACGCCCCUGCUGGAGGCCCCCCUCCCGGGGCCGUGGCGCGUCCUCCGAGCCUCGCAGUAUUUCCCUCCUGCACCUUUAAGAAGACCGUUGCUCCGUGGUGGGCUGGUGUGUUAAAGCCACACAGAGGAAGUUACGCAGCCCGGAUCAGACCGAGAGAUAAAAGCCCGGCGGUGAUCGUGUUGUUGCUAAUGAGCUCUCUCCCCUCCCUUCCUACAAUGAAAGACAAGCCUGGUUGGAUUUGAGAACUGAAGCCUCAGACACUUCAUAAUAAGUUGCCGAUGGCCAUGGGCCAAGGUCAGCGGGCCCCCAUUAGUGCCUCUCCUCACCAGAGUCCAGCCACAUGACCUUCACCCGGUUAACGCCUCCAGAGCAUUCGUAUUUUUCCGGCCAGCCACACGGUUGCUGUUUCUUCCAACCCAUAUGAAAAGAAACCUCUUUUAUUGGUCUGAGACGCUGUCCAGUCCCAAAGAGAAACUUGCUUCCUCCUCCCGUGUCCACCUCCUGAUUUUAUCUUAUCUUUACAACGCAGGCCGGAGGGUCCUUCUGCAGUUGCGUGGCGCAUACCACACCUUAAAGGCCCAUUGAAGCCCUGGAUUGAUUGGAAGGACAAAAAUUAAAAGCAAUCUGAUCCGGCCUCAUGCCAGAUCCCUGCGGAUCGUCUCCCUAUCCCAUUUCCAUCCACUGUCACAAUUUGAGAGUCUGCCCGUUUUGAUCAGAUGCACCUCUUGGGAGAGGUGUAAUGCCAAGGUUAACAGGACACCAAGUCGUGGGCAACUUUUUGAUCUGCCCAUCAGCAGUCUGAGAAACGCUGGCUCUGAAUUUUCCACCUCAGCCUUUUGGAAAAAGCAAGUUCCUCGCUGUUUGAACACCGCCAGUGCUCCAGUCCGUGGGACACCCCGGCCACCGUUGCUCAGUAAAUGUGGCAUUUCCAUGCUGAGGUUGCAAGUCCCACCUGACCGGGUCACUGCCUCUCCAGGGCCUCUCGGGGCCACUCCCCAGAGGACUCCGCAGCCAUGCUGCACCUGCUGGCACUCUUCCUGCGCUGCCUCCCACUGGCCUCUGGGAACUAUGACAUCUGCAAAUCCUGGGUGACCACGGACGAGGGCCCCACCUGGGAGUUCUACGCCUGCCAGCCCAAGGUGAUGCGCCUGAAGGACUACGUCAAGGUGAAGGUCGAGCCCUCAGGCAUCACAUGCGGAGACCCCCCUGAGAGGUUCUGCUCCCAUGAGAACCCGUACCUGUGCAGCAAUGAGUGCGAUGCCGCCAACCCAGACCUGGCCCACCCGCCCCUGCUCAUGUUCGACCAGGAGGACGAGGGGCUGACCACGUACUGGCAGAGUGUCACGUGGCGCCGCUACCCGAGCCCGCUGGAGGCCAACAUCACCCUUUCCUGGAACAAGAGCGUGGAACUGACGGAUGACGUGGUGGUGACCUUCGAGUACGGCCGGCCCACCGUCAUGGUCCUGGAGAAGUCCCUGGACAACGGGCGCACGUGGCAGCCGUACCAGUUCUAUGCCGAGGACUGCAUGGAGGCCUUCCACAUGCCCGCCCGCCGGGCGCGGGACCUGGCAUCCUCCAGUGCCCACCGGGUGCUGUGCACCGAGGAGUACUCGCGCUGGGCCGGCUCCAAGAAGGAGAAGCACGUUCGCUUCGAGGUGCGGGACCGCUUCGCCAUCUUCGCCGGCCCUGACCUGCGCAACAUGGACAACCUCUACACCCGGCUGGAGAGCGCCAAGGGCCUCAAGGAGUUCUUCACCUUCACGGACCUGCGCAUGAGGCUACUGCGCCCCGCCCUGGGCGGCACCUAUGUGCAGCGGGAGAACCUCUACAAGUACUUCUACGCCAUCUCCAACAUUGAGGUCAUUGGCCGGUGCAAGUGUAACCUGCACGCCAACCUGUGCUCUGUUCGGGAGGGCAGCCUGCAGUGCGAGUGUGAGCACAACACCACCGGCCCGGACUGUGGCAAGUGCAAGAAGAACUUCCGCACGCGCUCCUGGCGGGCAGGCUCCUACCUGCCGCUGCCCCACGGCUCACCCAAUGCGUGUGCCGCUGUGGGCUCCGCCUUUGGCAACUGCGAGUGCUACGGCCACUCCAACCGCUGCAGCUACAUCGACUUCCUGAACGUGGUGACCUGCGUCAGCUGCAAGCACAACACGCGUGGCCAGCACUGUCAGCACUGCCGUCUGGGCUAUUACCGCAACAGCUCCGCGGAGCUGGACGACGAGAACGUCUGCAUUGGUGAGGGGCAGUGCCCGUAA
Molecule: messenger RNA, 2509 nt
Organism: Echinops telfairi (small Madagascar hedgehog)
Lineage: Eukaryota; Metazoa; Chordata; Mammalia; Afrosoricida; Tenrecidae
Gene: NTNG2
Product: netrin G2
Exons: 6
Coding region: 1265-2509 (414 amino acids)
Source: RefSeq, a predicted model, not a curated record